AUGCGGAACUUCAGGCGACGGCUGUCAGAGACUUCUCUGCACGAUGAGGGACCGCAAACCGAGCGUCCUGCUAAGCGCAGGCCAAAUGUAUACGAUGCCAUAGCGGGCAGAGUAACCGAUGACGGUGUCAUUUAUCCCAAUCGCCCCAGCACCGUCAAACCCAAAACCAAGGUGCAGCCUCUGCGUCCGGAUGAGAUUCUCUACAAAGCCCGCAAGGCACCAGUCAGAUACGACGAAUCCGACCACUACUUUGCACAUGCGAACCUCCCCGAAGACCAGGGUUUACCGAGCGGCGAGCUGUUGACUGCAUUGCAUGCAUAUAUCUCGAACUUUUAUGCGAGGAGCCAAAGACGUGUCAACCAGAAGGUGUGGAAGAGCAUGGACGAGACGGCGCUUAUUGCGCUCGGUAUACUCAUAGAGGAGACGACGAAAGAGAUUCUGGGAGAAACGGGAGACUUUGUUUUUACGGAGGGGAUGGAGGAGGGCGAAGAAGAGGCAGAAGCGGAUGAUAUCGUUCGGCAGAGGAUAAGAGCGCAGAAUGAGAGGCCAAGCGAGGCACGCAGUGACAGGGAAUAUGAACUGUGGGAUGCCGCGGAUGAGGAAGAGGAAUGGAUGAAUGAGGAGCCAGAAUCGAGCGACGGAUCCUCGAGGUCGUCUUCAGUGGACUGAGGCUCGUAGUCCCAAAGGCACCAUGCUUGCCUCACUUUCUGGGGUGCGCAUGCCUGAUAAAUGAAUGCGGUAUAAGGAUUGUAGUUGCUCCCCUCUGCCAUUUCUGCCAUCCCUCUCUGUGGACAAUACGUACUUGGGUACCGGCAUAUACCUAGGUAUCCGGGCAUGCGUUGGUGCGGACUUGGCAUCAUGAAGAAGGAAGGAACGAUAAUGGGACCAGCGGCAUCCCUGGCUGGGGCCUAUACUCCGCUGCAUCUGCACACCUUGGUUCUCUCACGGUGAACAUUG
Molecule: messenger RNA, 957 nt
Organism: Westerdykella ornata
Lineage: Eukaryota; Fungi; Ascomycota; Dothideomycetes; Pleosporales; Sporormiaceae
Exons: 2
Coding region: 1-669 (222 amino acids)
Biological process (GO): nucleolar large rRNA transcription by RNA polymerase I
Cellular component (GO): RNA polymerase I upstream activating factor complex
Molecular function (GO): RNA polymerase I cis-regulatory region sequence-specific DNA binding
Source: RefSeq, a predicted model, not a curated record